CCUCAUUUUGGCGUCCGGGAUGGCGUCCGAUUCUGGAAGUUUCGGCCAUUCCGGGGAUCAACAGGAAAGCUACGCCGGGUAUGGAAAUCAAGGAAAUCAAAGCUACGGACAAACUCCGCAGGGCUACCCUGGCUACGAGCAGAGCAGGGAGAACUCUUCUUACGGGCAGAGUUACGGAAAUUUCCAAGGGAACUACGGGCAGCCCCAGACAGGUUACGGGCAGAGUGGCCAACAAGGAUAUAGUGGCUAUGAAAACCAGAACCAGAGCUCUUAUAACCAGGAGUCUUACGGAAAUCAGGGGCAGCAGAAAGAUUCAUCAGGCGGAGAUUCUAGCAGCACAGUUCCUGCCACAUGCGUUUCAACUGAGGCUGUGAAUGCCUCUGGGAACAAUGAAAUGGUGAGGUCUUCCUACGACCAGAAGCCCAGCUAUGGACAGCAGGGAGAGUCCUACAAUCAGCCCUCGAGCUACAGCCAGCAGGCCAGUUCCUACGACCAACAGUCAAACUACAGUCAGCCACAAAGGCCGUUUGACCAGCAGUCAGGCUAUGGCCAGCAGGGACUGCAGCAAGCUUCGUUCGACCAGCAGUCAGGCUACGGCCAAAACCGAGGCUCGUACGACCAGCAGCAACAGCCGGGUUCCUACAACCAGAAGUCCAGCUUUGGCCAGCAGCAGGGGUCCUACGGCCAGAGCCAGCCGUCCUACCAGUCCCAGCAGAAGGAAAGCUACGGCCACAACGUGCAAGAUGAUCGCCGUGAAAAGAGUAGGUAUGGAGAAGACAGCAGAGGCUAUAGUGGGCCGCGAGGAGGCGGAAGCAGGUUCGAUUCGGACAGCAGGGGUCCCAUGUCCGGCUUAAGUGGUGGUGACCGAGGUGGCUUCAAAAAUUUUGGUGGUCAGAGGGAUUACGGGCAGAAGCCAGAUGCAGAUUCGGAGUCUGACAACUCUGAUAACAACACCAUCUUUGUACAAGGUCUCGGAGACGAUGUUUCACCUGAUCAAGUAGCUGACUAUUUCAAACAAAUAGGUGUUAUUAAGACGAACAAAAAGACGGGCAAACUUAUGAUCAACCUCUACACCGACAAGGACACGGGCAAGCCGAAGGGCGAAGCCACCGUCUCGUUCGACGACCCGCCGUCUGCCAAGGCCGCCAUCGAUUGGUUUGACGGAAAGGAAUUCAACGGCAGCGUUAUCAGGGUUUCCUUUGCAACCAGGCGGCCCGAAUUUCUGCGAGGAGGCAGCGGAAGCGGCGGCGGCAGUCGCCGAGGUUCGCGAGGAGGGGGCUUCGGAAGAGGAGGGGGCUUCCCGGGCCGAGGCGGAGAACCCAAAAGCGGCGAUUGGGUUUGCCCGAACUCGAGCUGCGGCAACAUGAAUUUCGCUCGCCGCAAUUCCUGCAACCAAUGCAACGAACCCCGGCCGGACGACGGGCGCCCCUCGGGAGGUGACUUCCGUGGCAGAGGCGGCUUCGGAGGCGACCGGGGGUUCCGGGGCCGGGGCGGCCGGGGCGGCGGCUUCGGUGGCAAGAUGGGAGGAAGAAACGACUUCAGAAGUGAUCAACGGAACAGGCCCUACUAAAAACAGCUGUGAAUUUCUCUCUCUUCCCCCCCUAUCUUUGUAUUGGCUUUUCACAGCGACAUUUGCUGAGUUUCGCCUGCUGCUUCGGACACCUCACCCACCCCCAUGGCCUCUUUUGGAUAGCGGAAUUAAACCUAAAACUGGAUUUUUGAUUUGGGGGGAGGGACUGGGCCAGGUUCUGUUUUUUUUCCUUCCCCCCCCCUUUUUUUUUAUAGCAAGUCCAUCGAAAUUUCAUCCUGCUAUUUCCAACAUCUCCCAGUUCUCUCCCCCCAACGACAUAAACUCUUCCACAGGCGCUUUAAAAAAAAAGAAGGAAUGAAAUUGUAAAAUAUUUGCCAAAAAUCUGACAUGUUUUAUAAUACAAACAAUAAAAGCUGAUUGUUUAUUUGUGA
Messenger RNA from Elgaria multicarinata webbii, 1962 nucleotides. RefSeq names its product TATA-box binding protein associated factor 15 (gene TAF15). Bases 20 to 1570 code for a protein of 516 amino acids. The transcript is spliced from 18 exons. Lineage: Eukaryota; Metazoa; Chordata; Lepidosauria; Squamata; Anguidae. Gene Ontology annotation, molecular function: RNA binding; transcription coregulator activity. Gene Ontology annotation, biological process: regulation of DNA-templated transcription. The record is from RefSeq and is a predicted model, not a curated record. Gene Ontology annotation, cellular component: nucleus.